Penicillium cinerascens is the source of this 809-nucleotide messenger RNA. Its product is annotated as kinetochore Spc25 family protein. NCBI's taxonomy places the organism in Eukaryota, Fungi, Ascomycota, Eurotiomycetes, Eurotiales, Aspergillaceae. The coding region runs from base 33 to 809 and encodes 258 amino acids. Gene Ontology annotation, biological process: chromosome segregation. The record is from RefSeq and is a predicted model, not a curated record. The transcript has 2 exons. Gene Ontology annotation, cellular component: Ndc80 complex.
CGCGAACUUCGAGAAAUUCAGCACUUGCUACCAUGACUUCAUCAUUCGAGCCGUCACUGUCGACGAGUGGCAUGCGCCCUCCUCUUGCCUCGGCGGAUGCCCCGUCCAUGGCCGACUCGCUGCCCAGCAUCAACUUUGGAUUCGAAGACCUGCGCAAUCGCAUGGCUCAGUUCACAGCCAAAUUCGAUGCAUUUAUCGAGCGAGGCCGCAAGCAAGUCCUGGAGGAAAGAAAUCAAUUCCAUAUCAACCUCGCCGAACUACAAGAGGACGAACGAAUGCGACAGCGAGACAUUGAAAUCCUCAGUCUCAAAAGCCAAACACACGAUCAGACACUUCAGAAGGAGGCAGCCGAGGCCGCCGAGAUGCACGCGGCCAUCUCCUCCAUUACGUUGGAACGUGACGCGCGACUUGCCAAACGUGACCGCCUCAAGCAGCAGAUCGCAGAGACCCAAAAAGCGAUUAAUCAAAAGGUGGAGGCACAGAAAGCCCACGCGAAACAUUUGGACGCCCAGUCUCGACUUAACUUUCCCGAGCUGGAGUUUUGGCAGGACUACCUUUGUUUACGGAUUGAGGGGGCAGGCCGAGAGGAUCGGUUGAAAUUCGUUUACAGCCACCUGCUAGAGAAGGACUGGGAAGCCGAAGCCUGGUUCGAAUUAGGAACUGCCAGCCGAGACUACGAGGUCUUCCAUACGCGACCCAAAGUGGAUCGGGAUGCGUUAGAACGCGAGGUGGAUCUGGUCAAUGAUGACCGAGAUUUUGGGGCUUUCCUUAAGCGAAUGCGCAAGUUGUUUAUGGAGACGAUGAACUGA